AUGGUGUGCCAAGCAGCAAGCCAAACGAGAUUCCGGGCAUUGAAACAUGAGAGUGGGAUUGCAGGGAGAGCAACUAUCAUAGUUAGGGUUAUAGCAUGCUUUCAACCUUUGCAGGAUUGCCAGGCAGGCGAAUCAAAUGGAGCUUAUGGAUUGGCCCAGGAUUUGCCUCAGUUGGAGAGCCGCCUGCUCACUCCAAAUCCAUUCCCCUCAGAGUCUCAAAGUGAUUUUCCAUAUGUACUUGGGGUCAAGGCUACACCAAAUGCCGUGGCUGGGUCUAAUCAGAGGAGAUUCCUUAUUUUCGAUCAGUCGGAAAAUCAAACUAGAUACUUUCUGAGUCCUUUUUCCUCCCUUUCCCAGAAUCCGAUUAUUGUGCCCAAGACGGCUGUUCAUGUUUGUGAUUUGCAUGAAGGAAAACAGGCAGCUACAGCAGGGCAAAUAUCUCCAAACGAGCACUUCAUUCAGGGGAAAUCAGACGAGAAUCCCUUAUUUGGUGAAGGAAGUGAGAUGCACGAAGACACAGAAGAAAUCAAUGCCUUACUAUACUCCGAGGAAAAUGAUGAGGAUGGUGAUUGUUCUGAUAGUGAGGACGAUGAAGUAACAAGCACGGGUCAUUCCCCACAAGCUAUUGGAAGGAGGAGUGAUGAAAAGCGUGAACAAUUUGAGGAAACAACAGAGGAAGUUGCUAGUUCUGAUGGUUCAACUAAAAGGCAAAGAUUACUUGGUGGCGGGUACAAGGUAUCAUCAUUAGUGGACACUGCAAGUUCCGUGAAACUGGAUAGGUUCUACAAGCAUGGUGAUGGUGUCAAAUCAAGUUGUGCACAAAGUAGGAUCUAUCGUAAGCGUAUUUGCUCCCUAUCAAGCUACGAUCAAUCAACGAAGGGUAAUAUACGCAUGACAUUGAGAAUUCUUGAGAGUAUACUUCCUGGCCCAAAGAGCAAUGAUCCAUUGGUGAUAAUCGAUGAAGCUAUUAAUUAUUUGACAUGUUUGAAGCACAAGGCCAAAACUAUGGGAGUUAACUACCUUUAAGCCCCCCUUCCGCACCACUGAUACUAGUAUGUUGGGUCUGAGGGUGCUGUUGGUUAGAGGGUAGAGUGAAGGGGAAAAAGGGUAAGAGUUCUUUGACUGGAAUCAUUGCUGGAUUUGAAUAAUUGUAAGAUGGCUUUAGUUGGUGAUGCCUUCACCAUCUCUCUCUCUCUCUCUCUCUCUCUCUCUAGAGUAUUGUGUAUAAGGGGCUGAUAAAAGGAAGGCUAAAUGGGGUGAAUUGGACUUUACCAGGAGGUGAAGGAAAAUGGGGUUAUGAUUCUUGACUCGGAAUGAUUAUUUUUAAGCUUUUGGGGGUUAAAGAAAGUCACAGAUUUGAACGCAUGGUUACAGUAGUGGUGGGCUGUGCUGUAAAUGAGGAUAUCGCUUUUCUGAAAUUGCUGAGAACCCCAUGGAUUGAGUGCAUGCGUGUUAGGUAAUCAGGUCCCACUCUCCACCUCUCUUUGCCUCUUUCAUUUUAUGCUUUCAUCAUUCUCUCUCUCUCUCUAUCUAUACUGGGUGGUGAUGGGUCAUAGGAGGAGAAGAGAUGAGGUGGGACCCUCAAAGAUUCAUCAUGGAUUAUGGUGGCCCAUCCAUGAUAAAAUCUUGUCGUGAAGGUUGGUUUAUUUCAACUUGUGAACUUUGUACAGAGCUGUGGUUGGAGUCUAUUUUUAUGAUGAAGGAUGUGUGAGCACAUGGGAGUCCUGUGUCUUGUUUCUACUGUGUGUUUGUGUGUAAAAUAAAUAUUCCGAGUGUGCAGAUGAUGUGGUGGCGAAUACUAAGCUGGGUUUCAAUGUAUUUUACUUUCCUGCUACUACUGUUGUUUGUUUCUUCUCCUUUUUCUAUGUAUGCAUGUUUGUGUCCUUUAUUGAUGAAAGAUAAAUGAUUUGCAUUGUGAUUUCUUUGUUGAAUAGCUGGCUGAUUGUGAUAUUGAUGGACAGUAG
This is a messenger RNA of Ilex paraguariensis (yerba mate), 1964 nucleotides long. The record is from the annotation of a GenBank genome assembly. Lineage: Eukaryota; Viridiplantae; Streptophyta; Magnoliopsida; Aquifoliales; Aquifoliaceae.